Molecule: messenger RNA, 2405 nt
Organism: Pectinophora gossypiella (pink bollworm)
Lineage: Eukaryota; Metazoa; Arthropoda; Insecta; Lepidoptera; Gelechiidae
Product: zinc finger protein 90 homolog
Exons: 11
Coding region: 133-2292 (719 amino acids)
Source: RefSeq, a predicted model, not a curated record
AAAGCCGAUAAACCUAAAAAAAAAUGGCCGACUGACAAAUUGCUUUCCCUAUAUUGUGUUUAUUUCUGUAAUUUUAUCAAAAUCUCCAAAAUGAAUUAGAAAAUCACACAUACUGCGUUAUCAUCGAAAGAAAUGGAGUCCAAUCUAACAUUUUUCAGUCUUCCAUUUGUGGAUGCUGAGGCUUCGGAACUUUACAAGAAUGAGCCUCAGGAGUGUGUGUACGACGACCUGCAGCCACAUGGGUCGCUGCUGGGGGCAGACGACGUGCUCGCUCAGUUCCUGACGGCCGACGGGCCCCUAGAGGAGCCCGAUCUGAACGGACCCACGACCUUGCACUGCGAGAUAUGCAAGAAGCAGUUUGAUAAUGCCAAGAAGUACUAUGGACAUCUGCGAGUCCAUUCUAAGGAUAAUCUGUGGAUAUGUGACAAGUGUCCAGGGCAGAAGUUUUCGACAAAGCAACAGCUGAUGAAACACAGUCUGUCACACAAGCCACUGGAGCGCGUGUGGCGCUGCCCUCAGUGCAGCAUGGCUUUCGAAGCAUUAUGGCGGCUCCAGCAGCAUCUCUUUGCAAAGCACCUGGAUUACAGACCUCAUAAGUGCGACCUGUGUAACAAGUCAUUUCACAAAAAAUCCGAUUUGAAGAAACACAAAGAUGUGCACAGCAACGUGAAGCAACAUAACUGUACCGUGUGUGAGGCGAAGUUCGUUGACAAAUCCAACUUGAAGCGGCACAUGCUAAGACACAACAACGAGAAACCGUUCUGUUGUCCACGAUGCAAGACUAGGUUUACACAGUUGGCAUCAUUGAAGAGGCAUCUGCAAAACUGCGCGGCGAAGGUCCCUGCGGAAGCUCCCGCGGAUAACACCACAAGGAAGAAUUACUGCCGGGCGUGUGGUAUGACCUUCCAGUACAAGAGUGCCUUGCUCGAACACUGUGUUAGACAACAUACAAACAAAAAGAAAGACGCAGAAGGAGAGAAAGAAGAGAAGCCAAGUCAAAUAAACACAGACAUUAACAGAACAGUAGACAACAUUGUCGACGACAUUCUGUCCGCUGAAGACGACUAUAUGACAAUGUCUACACAGAACGAGAUACUCAACGUGUACAACCAGACUGAAAACAACGACAACCUCAUGCACAUAGAGUUCCUCAAGGACAUGAACCAGUUACAUACGUUGGAUGACGAAUUGUUCUACAACGAUAUAGACUUCGACACGUUCCAACCCAGCCACAUAUUUAACACAAACGAUGAAUAUACAGACGAGAGGAACGGAGAAAUAUUGUUCGACUUCGCUGAUGCAGGCAGGAGUAUUGAUACAGAUAUAAUGAACGCACUCUACCAUGUCAAAGCUGAACAUUUGCCCGAUGAACUGUUGAAUGUACCAGAAGUGACUGCUGAGAAGCCUAGUGAAGUGUUACCAAAUCCUGAAGUGACAGUGAACGAGUGCGCGACCAUUUUCGAAAGCGACGUAGAUUUAGAAGCGAGUACGAAUUUGGCUGCGAACCUAAAUCAGUUGAUAGGUGAAAACAGUGUUCAGUACAUUUCGACUGAAGAUGACGAUACGUUUAUUAUAAGUUUGAACAGUGAGAUUGAUGCAGAACAAUUGACUGAUAUGUUGAAUAUAGGAGUGGAGUUAGUGAAUGAUAAUAAUAGUAAUGUUAAUGAAGAUAGAUCGGAAGUGAAUCACAGCGAGAUCUCGACAGAACUCGACCCUGUAGUAGUGAAGAUUGAGAAGCCGAUUACUGAAGUGAGUAAAGAAAUUGUGCCUUCAGAUGAGAAGGGAAACGAAGGAGUGAAGUCGAAGAGUAAAAAGGAGGUGUUCUUCGUUUGUAGGAAGUGUAAUAAGGUGUUCAAGAAGAGGGAUAACUACAGGUCACAUAUAGCGACCCACGACGCGUCCCUCCGUCGCCACGUGUGCAGUGUCUGCGGCGAGCGGUUCAGUUACCGCUCGACCCUCAACAAGCACCGCGUCGCCGCGCACGAGGUCCGCGUCACUCGCGCCUUCACGUGCGAGGUGUUGGGCUGUGGACGAACAUACAACGCUGCUUGGAUGGUAAAGAACCACAUAGAAAGAGACCACGAGAAGCUGUUACCACACGCCUGCGACACGAAGGGGUGUGGACAGAGGUUUUAUAAGAAGAGCGACCUGCGCAUUCACCAGAGGUACCACUCAGGCUCGCGGCCGCACGUGUGCGACGUGUGCGGGCGCGGUUUCCCGCAGCCCUCGCACCUGCGCCGGCACGUGCGCAGCGUCGACUGCACCAAGCACGCCAAAAAGAGAUUCAACUAAAUGCAGUAUUGGGUCCUCAUGAGGAGGUCUGUGAUAUUUACACUAGAUAAAAUAAUGUCAUAUUAUACCUAAUAAAUAGACAAUUUAUACUAAAACUCAAACUUUCAUUUCUU